Molecule: messenger RNA, 1138 nt
Organism: Chilo suppressalis (striped riceborer)
Lineage: Eukaryota; Metazoa; Arthropoda; Insecta; Lepidoptera; Crambidae
Source: the annotation of a GenBank genome assembly
GGUCUGACUGCUGUAGUCUGACAUUUAAAAGUUAAUUUUAUUGUUUAGAUUUUACGAAAACUUACGUACCAUUUUAUUUUAUAAUUGAAUUAGAAUUUGAUUUCUUUUGACAGGAAAAGUGAGAAUCAAUGAAUGGGAUGUGUGUAAAGUGCAGAGUGCUUGUAGUACCAUAAAUCCAAUUUACACUGAGCAAAGGAUAUUUCAGUACCUAGCUAAAGAGAAAAUGUCGUCUAUUCCGUCAGUAUCGAAAGAGAAAUCUUUUGACGAAUUCUACACUGAGGUCAAGGAGAUCGAGAAACGUGAUUCAGUUUUGACACCCAAGCAGCAGAUUGAAAGACUUCUCCGUCCAGGGUCAACUUACUUUAAUUUGAAUCCAUUUGAAGUUUUACAAGUGGAACCUGAUUCAACUCUCGAUGAAAUCAAGAAAAAGUAUAGGAGACUGUCCAUAUUGGUGCAUCCAGAUAAGAAUAUGGAUGAUUCAGAACGAGCUCAACAAGCUUUUGAAAUAGUGAAUCGUUCUUGGAAAACUUUGGAAAAUGAGGAUACAAGGAAGAAAUGCCUGGAUAUCUAUCAAGAAGCCAAAGAGAGGACAGAUCACAUGAUAGAACAAAAGAGGAAAAAGAACAAAAAAGAGGGCCGUCUAGGUGAAGGAAUACCUGAGGAUGAUCCAGUAAAGUACAAACAUGCAGUGUAUGUGAUGACCAUGAAGCUGUUUGCCGACAUGGAAAGAAAGAGGCAGCAUCUUGAAACACGUGACAUGGAGGAAAGGAAGCGAAAACGCGAAGCAGAAAUCGAACAAGAGGAACAGAUGUCCUUUGAAAAAGAAUGGGCAAAGAACUUUGAGGAAUCUCGACAAAACCGCGUGGACAGUUGGAAAACGUUCCAGUCCGGUGGCAAAGAGAAGAAGAAGAAGAAGAUAAUGGGCUUCAAGCCGCCGAAGCCGAAACCGGAGAGCAGAUAACUCUCACUCAUCUCACUUAGCUAUAGCGAAAUUAUUCAUAUCUACGAUAACUCUGUUUUACUUUGAAUUAAGAUACAUGCUUAUUUAGUAUGGGUGAUCCGAACGCGAAAAUUAAACCGAAUAAAAAAAAACAUAAAUUUGACCCUUUUUUUCAUUAUUAACUAAAAAUGACUGCGG